AUGGGCCAUGAAGAUGAGAAAAUUCUCAGUUCUUCUUUGACAUUAGUAGAGUCGCAAGCACUUGCCGUGAUGGACAAUUUUGUAUCGCAUAAUAUGGCAGGGGUGCCGAAAGAAAUGGCAGAAAGGUACGCUGAUUAUCCCGUAUCUCACGACCAGCAUUUCUAUUACACAUAUGAACCAGCACAAUCACACGGGUAUUCUUCACCUUCAAAACAUCAUUAUGGAGGGGGAGGACACAAAAGUAACGCUGCCAUGUCCGCUCUGACGCUGUUAGCAUUUUUAUUCUUCUUGCACAUACUCCAACAGUGCAUCAAAGAUCACAUGACGGCAAUGGGUACCUCCCCCGUCGUCAUAAUGUCCGCAGGAAAAGAGGGAAACGAAAAUAUUGGGAAAACGCGAGUGAAAUUGGAUAAAACCGGUGUCACGAAGGGUGAAUUAGAUGCCGACGCAAAAGACAAUGCUAUCCAUACUGAAGAUGCUUUUGACGAAGAUAAACAUUUGCUGAAAAUACCGACGUCUGAACCCGGAUUCAAUAAGUUCAAAAAUAUUUACAAACGCAGCAGUUAUACGUCAACGACGGAACAUGAUAAGAAAUAA
This is a messenger RNA of Leptosia nina, 597 nucleotides long. The record is from the annotation of a GenBank genome assembly. NCBI's taxonomy places the organism in Eukaryota, Metazoa, Arthropoda, Insecta, Lepidoptera, Pieridae.